This is a messenger RNA of Sus scrofa (pig), 1755 nucleotides long. RefSeq names its product sushi domain containing 4 (gene SUSD4). NCBI's taxonomy places the organism in Eukaryota, Metazoa, Chordata, Mammalia, Artiodactyla, Suidae. The record is from RefSeq and is a predicted model, not a curated record. Gene Ontology annotation, biological process: negative regulation of complement activation, alternative pathway; negative regulation of complement activation, classical pathway.
CCUCCUCGGGGGCGCGCGGCCGGGCCGCCGUCCUCCUCCCCCUUCCCAACCCCCGCACCCGUCCGCUCCGGGAGCCUGGCGGUGGGGGGGGGAGCGCGGGCGGGGGGAGCUGGAGCCGGGCGCCGCCGCCGCCGCCGCCGAGGCUUCCGUCUCGCUCGCUCGCGCCGCGGCGGCAGCAGAGGUCGCGCACAGAUGCGGGUUAGACUGGCGGGGGGAGGAGGCGGAGGAGGGAAGGAAGCUGCAUGCAUGAGACCCACAGACUCUUGCAAGCCGGAUGCCCUCUGUGGAUGAAAGAUGUAUCAUGGAAUGAACCCGAGCAAUGGAGAUGGAUUUCUAGAGCAGCAGCAGCAGCCUCAAUCCCCCCAGAGACUCUUGGCCGUGAUCCUGUGGUUUCAGCUGGCUCUGUGCUUCGGCCCUGCACAGCUCACGGGUGGGUUCGAUGAGCUUCAGGUGUGCGCCGACCCAGGCGUCCCCGAGAAUGGCUUCAGGACGCCCAGCGGAGGGGUUUUCUUUGAAAGCUCUGUCACUCGGUUCCACUGCCAAGACGGAUUCAAGCUGAAGGGCUCUACAAAGAGACUGUGUAUGAAACACCUGAACGGAACCCUCGGCUGGGUCCCAAGUGAUAAGCCCGUCUGUGUGCAGGAAGAUUGCCAUAUCCCACAAAUUGAAGAUGCUGAGAUUCAUAACAAGACAUACAGACAUGGAGACAAGUUAAUAAUCACUUGUCACAAAGGAUUCAAGAUCCGUUACCCUGACAUGUACAAUGUGGUUUUACUGUGUCAUGAUGAUGGAACGUGGGACAAUCUGCCCAUUUGCCAAGGUUGACUGAGACCACUCACCUCUUCUAAUGGCUAUGUGAUCAUCUCUGAGUUCCAGACCUCCUUCCCAGUGGGCACUGUGACCUCCCAUCAAGGCUUCCCUGGAUUCAAACUUGAAGGGUCUGAGGAUCUCAAGUGCUUAUACAGCCUUAUCUGGUCAUCCAGCCUACCCUGGUGCCUUGCUCUGGAAGCCCAAGUCUGCCCCUUCCCUCCAAUGGUGACGAGUGAUUUCAUCUGCCACCCACGGCCUUGUGUGAGCUACAACCAUGGAACCGUGGUGGAGUUUUACUGCAACCCCGGCUACAGCCUCACCAGUGAUUACAUGUACAUCUCCUGCCAGUAUGGGGAGUGGUUUCCUUCCUACCAAGUCUACUGCAUCAAGUCAGAGCAAACAUGGCCCAGCUCCCAUGAGACCCUGCUGACCAUGUGGAAGAUCAUGGCACUCACAGCCACCAGCAUGCUGCUGGUGUUGCUGCUCGUCAUCCUGUCCAGGAAGUUCCAGAUGAAGUUCAAGGCCCACUUUCCCCCCAGGGGGCCUCCCAGGAGUUCCAGCAGCAACCCUGACUUUGUGGUGGUGGGUGGUGUGCCUGUCGUGCUCCCGUCCUAUGAUGAGGCUGGGAGUGGCAGCUUGAGUGCCUUAGGCCCUGGGUACCUGGCCUCCCUGGCAGGCUGCCCCUUACCCAUGGACCACCAGAGCCCCCCAGUGUACCCCAGCUAAGGGGACACAGACACUGGCCCAGGGGAGUUGGAAACCUGUGACAGCAUCUUAGACUCUUUGGAGCUUCUCCAGAGUCUGUCAAAGCCCACAUGUCAAGGGGGCACCCGCCCCACUUCUGACAAUCCUGACAUGGUUCCCAGCAUGGCAGGGGAGGUGGCAUCCACCAGCCUGGGCAUCACCAUCACCGAUGAGAUCCCCCUAAUGGAAGAUGAUCCAUAA